This is a messenger RNA of Tachyglossus aculeatus (Australian echidna), 3250 nucleotides long. It is a transcript of the gene GABRA5, whose product is annotated as gamma-aminobutyric acid type A receptor subunit alpha5. NCBI's taxonomy places the organism in Eukaryota, Metazoa, Chordata, Mammalia, Monotremata, Tachyglossidae. Gene Ontology annotation, cellular component: synapse; neuron projection; GABA-A receptor complex. Gene Ontology annotation, molecular function: GABA-A receptor activity; GABA-gated chloride ion channel activity; inhibitory extracellular ligand-gated monoatomic ion channel activity. The transcript is spliced from 10 exons. Gene Ontology annotation, biological process: chloride transport; gamma-aminobutyric acid signaling pathway; regulation of postsynaptic membrane potential. The coding region runs from base 968 to 2308 and encodes 446 amino acids. The record is from RefSeq and is a predicted model, not a curated record.
AGCAUGCUCCAGUCCAGACCGGACAUCCCCAACACAUCCAGUAAGCCAGAGAGCUAGGGAUCAGUGCAAGGUAGAUUUGACCAGUUUAGCCCAGACAGUCCAUCCAAUUCCUGGAAAUGUUUUUAGUUUUCUAUCACCAGAAGGAAAACAAUCCCGGACUGCCCCAGUGAUCUAACUAUCCCUAAGAGGUCUACAUGAGAGACCAAUCGGCUAUUUUUUUUAAAAAAGAUCACAUCCAGUUUUUGAGCCGAAUGACCCUGGUGGUCCUGAAAUUGUGCCUCUAUCCUGGGCCACGUCUCAUCUUAUCCAUUCUUGAUGAUUUCAUUCGCUUAUUCAUUCCUCUCCAGAGAUCAAAAGGAAAAGCAAACAACCCCACCCCCACCCCCCCAAAAAAACCCACCCUUUUAAAUUCAGGAGGUCCUUCCAACCUAAGGUAUGUUUGGUUGAGAGCCAGCUUUCUGUCCACUAUUUGCUUCGAAUUUGCCAUCUCCUGGGAAGAGAAAUCUAGGCAAGUACAAACGGUGGAUCUGGGGCCAUUUCACCCGUUUCCGUGGUGAGCGUUCCCGAUUUGCCAGGAAGGGUGGCUGGAACUGCAGCAGCACGUCUUCCACUUCAAAAUGCGUAAUCUUUGGUAGCUGAUAAAAAAGAUCUUGUGAACGAACGCCUUGCCUACCCUGGCGGGAAGCAAUAGCGGACAUCGGGGGCUAAGGAGGGGGCCCUGUCGCAAGGCCACUCGGACUUGAAGCGGUUACGAGCCUAGCAGUAGCCCAGAGCAACCCAACAUCUCCCAACGCAGCUCCAGAGAACCUCCAAGACUGGCAGUAGAGGGGCAGGUAGCCCUUAUUGAUCUGCGGGGUGUCCUUCACUUUUUCCAACUGGUCCCGACCCAAGGUGAAGGGCCCAGGCAGAGCGGGGCAUCUCCCCCGUCGCCCAACUCCAGCUGCUGCACUCUGACUCUUCUCUGGGCAUGGGCCAUGGCAUGGGCUCUGGUUUUACUAUGGUCAAGUCCAUCCUGCUCUUCUGUGCCUCCAUAAGUCUGGCCAGCCACUUGGGCUUCUCCCCGAUGCCGACCAGCUCAGCGAAAGAGGAGACCAAUGAUAACAUCACUAUCUUCACCAGGAUCCUGGAUGGACUUUUGGAUGGAUACGACAACAGGUUGCGACCUGGGCUCGGAGAGAGAAUAACUCAGGAAUACACCAUCGACGUGUUUUUCCGCCAAAGCUGGAAAGAUGAGAGGCUUAGGUUUAAAGGCCCCAUGCAGCGCCUUCCUCUCAACAACCUCCUCGCCAGCAAGAUUUGGACUCCAGACACAUUCUUCCACAAUGGAAAGAAGUCCAUCGCUCACAAUAUGACCACUCCCAACAAACUUCUGCGCCUGGAGGAUGACGGGACCCUGCUAUACACCAUGAGGCUGACCAUCUCUGCUGAAUGUCCCAUGCAACUAGAAGACUUUCCCAUGGAUGCACAUGCUUGCCCUCUGAAAUUCGGAAGUUAUGCUUACCCCAAUUCAGAAGUAAUCUACAUCUGGACCAACGGCACUGCUAAAUCAGUAGUGGUAGCAGAAGAUGGCUCCCGUCUAAACCAGUAUCAUCUCAUGGGACAAACUGUGGGAACUGAAAAUAUCAGCACCAGUACCGGUGAAUACACGAUAAUGACAGCACACUUCCACCUAAAGAGAAAAAUUGGUUACUUUGUAAUUCAAACAUACCUUCCCUGCAUAAUGACCGUGAUCUUAUCACAAGUGUCAUUUUGGUUAAACAGAGAAUCUGUUCCUGCUAGAACUGUAUUUGGAGUAACAACAGUGCUGACCAUGACAACCUUGAGCAUCAGUGCUCGCAACUCUCUGCCCAAAGUAGCCUAUGCCACGGCCAUGGACUGGUUCAUAGCUGUAUGCUAUGCCUUUGUAUUCUCCGCUCUAAUUGAAUUUGCGACAGUGAACUAUUUCACAAAGAGAAGUUGGGCCUGGGAUGGUAAGAAAGCCCUGGAAGCCGCUAAAAUAAAGAAAAAAGAGCGUGAUUUAUUAGGAAAUAAAUCAGUCAAUGCAUUCAGUGCUGGAAAGUUGACCCAUCCCCCCAACAUCCCCAAAGACGUGACCCCCUCAGGCCCAGGGAACCCCGCUGCUGCCACUCCAGCGAAACCUUCCGAAGAGAAGCCUCCUGAGACCAAAAAGACUUACAACAGCAUCAGCAAGAUCGACAAAAUGUCCCGAAUCAUCUUCCCGGUUCUAUUUGGAACUUUCAACUUGGUCUACUGGGCGACCUAUUUGAAUAGGGAACCAGUCAUUAAGGGAGCUAGCUCUCCGAAAUAAACUGAAGGAGUCCCAGACCCUCAGCGAGCCAUAUUUCAAGCAAAAUGACACCAAGGAGAAUCUGAGCCCUACAGGACUUUCUCUAUCUGGGCAAUACCUUUCAGGAAUUUUUGCAUGUUUAAUGAGAUGUCUCAAUAUAUUGCCUUGAUUGUUUCUAUCUGUAACCUCAAAUGUUUCAAAGAAGUUACAUUAAUAAUUAGAGCAAGAAAACUUUGUAGAAGAACAGAAAGCACUGUCUCCAGCACUAUGCUACUCAGUCUCUCACAGUGAUACUUUACAAACGAAAUGCGUUAUAUUUUUUAACUACUCAAAGAACCGAUGCUUUUAUACUUCAAUGUUGAUUCCUACUAAUUUUCCCAGCCAGAGAACGAUUUUAAGAAAAUGUGCCAUUAUCAUCACCUGACAAAAUAUUGCAAGUAACGAAGACUGCAAAGUAACAUAAUUGUCAUUUAGAGAAGACCAUGGUUUUUCACUUAUAAAAUACAUUGCCUUGGAUAAUUCUCACAGUUUGUUCUAAAAUUAGGAAAGGACUGCAUGGUAUUUAUGUUAAGACAUAGGAUAGAAACUAUUUAUGCAGACAAAUGUCUAAACCAGCAAUAUACAUUACGUUCAAGUAAGGAAAUACUCCCCCAAGGAUAAAACGUAAUAAUGGGUUCCAAUCCUCCUGGAAAGAUACAUUCAUUGCCCCAAUUUCCAGGAAGGAGCAGAAAGAAGCCUAAACCUUGAGAUAACAUUUCACUGACAUUGGUAUUCCAGCCCAGGCUGUACAGAUUUCCAAAGUGUUUGCCAUCUCUUUGCUGCAGCCCAUGUCUUUUGCUUCGGGGGUGAGAAAUAUUUGUAAUAUAGUUAUUUUCCCUUUUUUUCCUUGUAAGCUAUGAUUGAUUCAUUGCUUGGGUCGCUUUUGUAAAUGAAUCUUAAAUGUUUCAAUAAAAAAAUGUUCAA